GAAACUCCAUGGGAACUGUGUACCCACCCCACCCCCUCAGAGCCCCGCGUGUGCAGCGGCUCCCUAACGGAGCUACGUGGGCGCAGCGUCCCCCUGGCGGAGCUCCGCCUGACGAGGGCCGGCCGCCGCUCCUUCCCCGCAGGUGGCGCCGCAGUCCCUCGGCCGUCCCCCGGGCCCCGGGCGCGGUUUGAAGCCGGCGUCUCCCUCCCGCGGCCCGAGUCCCGCACCCGGCCCCCAGCCCGAGACCCCGACCCGGCUACCUGCCCGCCGUCCCGGAGCGGGGUACCCAUGGAGGCGACCGAAAGGAGAAGAAGCCGAAAAUCCCAGAGCUUCAAGAGAGUGGCCGAAGAUUGUCCAGAUGAUAACUGUUCCGACAGCAGUAGUGAACAUGUAGGAAAGCUGCAGGAUUCUCUGUACGUCACAGAUAACAUAUGCCAGGGCCUGAAGAAGCAAGUUUCUGGGAUGCGGCGCCUACUGGAUAACAGGGUGAACUGUGUGAGGGUCCAUCAGCCCUUGAUGCAGAGCAGAGGAAAGGAGAAGCGGGAACCAGAGGCUCGCGAGUUUAUGUGGCUCCAACGCAGCACAGGUCUGCCCAGUGCCCAUCGCGACGAACCGCAUUCGUCCCAGAGUGUCGUCUGGAAGGAUAUCCAGGUUCAGACACAUGACACUUUUGUUUCGGGGGGAUACAGCAGGGAAGGCAGCAGGCCAUCCAAACCAAUGAUCGAUGCAAAUACUGAAAGAAUUCAAGGCAUCUUGGAAAGCAAUGGGGAGAUGCCUUAUUCUGCAUUGGGGUCUAACUGUUGUAUGUGCAAUUGUCAGCCAACAUUGCUAGCAAUACUGCAGGAACUUCGGACGCUGCGAGAGCUGAUGCAGGCACAAGCAGGUCCUCAGAAUGCAGUUCAUGUGGCAUCCACCCACACAAAUCCAUUCCGGUCAACUUUGCUACGGAAUAAAAUCAUUAAAAAAAGACUGAUCCACAGGCUCAGGCCUGUUCCGGCUCAGCCCAGUCGGAAGUUUCACAGUCAGAACGUCAGCGUGCCACAGGCAGAGAGGAACCACGCAUUGUCCACGGAGAGGUUGAACACAGACAUGAACCCAAGGCAGGCUGCACCAGCCCGAGGAGAGAGCUGUAUUCCUGAAAUGGAAAGCAUGCACAACAGUGAUCUUUUAGAGCCUGAAGUCCGACUGGCAGAUGGUUAUGAUGUGUUCAUUCCCAAGUCACAGCUUGAGUCCAUAUUGCUCAAUUACUCCCGCACUGGAAGUCUGCUUUUUCGGAAACUUGUCUCCGCGUUUUUUGAUGAUCGAACACUGGCGAAUUCUCUUCCAAAUGGGAAAAGGAAACGAGGGGCCAAUGACAACAGGAAAGGUCUGGAUCAAAAUAUCGUGGGAGCAAUAAAAGUUUUCACAGAGAAAUAUUGCACAUUAAAUCAGAUUGACCGAGUUCCUGGACCAAAGGAUUGGAUACAGAUUCUCCAGGAUCAAAUUAAGCUGGCAAGAAAGCGCUUAAAAAGAGGUUCUGUUCUAGAGCCAUUUGAAUCCAGUGGGAAGAUUGGAACCAGUUUCAUCAUAAGUACUGGAGGAAGCAGUAAUGCGGCCAGCUCAAGUAACGUAUGGAACGAUUCGGAGCCACUCCGAGCAGUUCAGAUGUGAUGUUUGGACAGCUGCCUUUUCACCAAUGGAACGUGGCCAGUGGAGCAGCUAGUUCAAAGUCAACCCUUCACAUUCAGAUUCAUUUUCUCUCUUUCAUCUGUCAACUUCUAGAUCAGUUGUGAUGUUCCUUUAUUAAUCCUUUAUUCACUUAGCAUUCAAGUUAACCAUAAUAAUUCUUCUUCUGAUGAGGAUUCCUGUUGCUCGAAACACCAAUUUGUGUUGCUGUUUCAUACAGUGCAGACAUAGGCCCUUCGGUCCAUCUCAUCCAUGCUGACCGAGUUGCCUACCUAAGCAAAUCCCAGUUGCCUGCAUUUGUCCCUUAUCCCUUUAAGCCAGGGGUUCCCAACCUGGGGUCCAUGGACCCCGAGCUUAAUGAUAUUGGUCCAUGGCAUAAAAUAGUCGGGAAAUCCUGCUGUAGGAAAGGCUUGUCCUCCUUCCAAUCCCCACCACCUUAUUCUGGCUCCUUUGCAGUCCUGAAGAAGGAACUUGACCUCGAAAUGUUGACCGUUUAUUCCCCUCCAUAGAUGCUGCCUGACCUGCUGAGUUCCUCUGGCAUUUUGUGUGUGACACAACGUACAUUUUUGAAUGUAUUUGGAAGUGCAUUAACAACCAACACAACCUAAGGAUAUGCUGGGGGCAGUCUGCAAGUGUGGACACAUUCUGGCACCAAUACAGCAUACCCACAGUGUUUACAACAACAAAACAAACAACAGCAAAUCAAGCUCCUUACCCACCCACCCACCCACCCACUGAUAUACACAGAUAUCCCUCAAACCAGGGUUGCAUCCUCUUCAAUGUUCAAGUUGUUACAGGGAUCUCUUUGAACAUUGAACACUACAGCACAGUACAGACCCUUCAGCCCACAAUGUCGUGCCAACCUUAUAACCUACACCAAAGUCCAUCUAACCCUUCCCUCCCACAUAGCCCUCUAUUUUUCUAUCAGCUGUGUGCCUAUCUUAAGGGUCCCUUAAAUGCCCCUAAUUUAUCUACUUCUAUCACCACUCCUGGCAGGUUUUCCAUGCACCCACCACUCUCUGUGUAAAAAAUCUUUCCUCUGACACCCCGUUCUGCUUAUGCUUUCCUCCAAUCACCUUAAAAGUAUGCCCUCUUCUAUUAGCCAUUUCCACCCUGGGCAAAAGUCUUUGGCUGUCCACUCUCUCUAUGCCUCUUACCAUCUUGCACACUUCUGUCAAGUCACCUCUUGUCCUCCUUCACUCCAAAGAGGAAAGCUCACCCUAUGUUCAUAAGACAUAUUCUCUAAUCCAGACAGCAUCCUGGUAAAACUCCUCUGCAGCCUCGCUAAAGCUUCUACAUCGUUACUAUAGUGAAGCGACCAGAACUAAACACAAUAUUCCAAGUGUGAUCUAACCAGAGGUUUAUAGAGCUGCAACAAUACCUCAUAGCUCUUGAACUCAAUUCCCUGACUAAAGAAGGCCAAUACACCAUAUACUUUCUUAAUUACCCUACCAACUUGCACGGCAACUGUGAGGAAUCUAUGGACAUGGACCCCAAGACCCCUCUGUUCCGCACACUAUCAAGAAUCUAGCCGUUAACCCUGUACUCUGGACUUUGGUAUAAUUUGGAAUCUUCUGUGAACUGCAGAAGAUGAACAGUUAUUAUUUUUGUUAGAUAUUUGGUCCCCGAUGAUAUCAUGGUGGGGUCAGAGGAGGCAGUUCGGUGCAAGUCAUUGACUAACAGAACAAGCUUACAAAGUUAAACAGCUCACUCCAUUAUUGUGCUCCUGCAACACCCCCAUCCUGAGAGGGAUGUUACCUUCACCACUUACAUAGUUAUUUUUAUUUAGAGAUCCAGUGUGGAACAGUCCCUUCCGGCCCAAUGAGCUGCAUUGCCCGGCAACCCACCUAUUUAACUCUACCCUAAUCACAGGAGAAUUUACAAUGACCAAUUAACCUACUAACCGGUACAUCUUUGGACUGUGGGAGGAUACCAGAGCAUUGGAGGAAACCCACACAGUCAUGGAGAGAACGUACAAAUCCUUAUGAAGAGCACCAGAAUUCAACUCUGAACUACUACAACUACGCCCAGUUAGAUAAUUGUUUGCCAACAGUAUAAUGGAAGAUGGGGGUGGUGGGUUGUGAAGGCAGUAAGACUGACAGAACAAUCUUACGAAGUUAAACAGCUCACUCUGUUAUUGUGCCCCUGCAGUACCCCCAUCCUGAGAGGGAUGUUAUCUCACCUUCACCACUUAGUUAUCAGAUUAGCAUAAUCAUUUAAAAGAACGCUUCUUUCAGCAGAGAUUUACUUUUGCUUGUCACGUCUGUGGAUUGUUCAGUGGUCUUUAAAUGAAGAAACUGUGAUAAAUGUGAAGUUUUAAUAGCAGAGGCAGUAUUAUGCAAUUACUACUGGCCCAAAUUAGUACUUAAUCCAGCUCCUUUUAGUUGCCCGCAACACUGAAGGAAAAUGGGUGUAUAUCCCUGUAGGUGAUAUUGGUGCUCUCAGAUUAGACAUGAAGAUGCUGUUAACAAGAGGGAUUGCUUUACAGAUUGAUUUUACUAGCUAGUUCAAGAACAUAUUUGUGCAAUUAACAACUUAGUUCAGAAAUAAUUUAUAAUUGAUUUUGUUUUAGAGGCUUCUUUACUAAUUGUUAGUUUUUAAAAUUGAAUAAUUUUUAAAAAAAUAUCCUCAUUUUAUAAGAUCAUUGAGGAAUGUAAAUAAUUUGAAUUUUUAUUAGAAAUUGUGCAAUUAGUUAAACCUGGAGCAAAAAAGUACUGUAAUAUAUUGUCAGUUACAAUUGUUUUAAUAUGUAACACUUGUAUUCAUCUUUGUAAUAAAAGUUGCUACAAUUGUUAUUGGCUUCUUGUUGCUACUUUAUA
This is a messenger RNA of Mobula hypostoma (lesser devil ray), 4484 nucleotides long. It is a transcript of the gene bend7, whose product is annotated as BEN domain containing 7. Gene Ontology annotation, molecular function: DNA binding. The record is from RefSeq and is a predicted model, not a curated record. Bases 289 to 1650 code for a protein of 453 amino acids. Lineage: Eukaryota; Metazoa; Chordata; Chondrichthyes; Myliobatiformes; Myliobatidae. The transcript is spliced from 9 exons.